GUGACGUAAAAUAGUAGCAGCCCUUUCCGCCCCCUUUUCGUUGAGGCUCAGCUAGUGGCCGGUCAGCAAACAUGCAGAUCUUCGUGAAAACGUUGACGGGAAAGACCAUUACCCUUGAGGUUGAACCCAGCGACACUAUCGAAAAUGUCAAGGCAAAGAUCCAAGACAAGGAAGGUAUUCCCCCUGAUCAGCAACGUCUGAUCUUUGCUGGAAAACAGCUUGAGGAUGGGCGCACGCUGUCAGACUACAACAUCCAGAAAGAAUCAACCCUCCAUCUGGUUCUCCGUCUGCGUGGUGGCAUCAUUGAACCCUCACUCAGAAUGCUGGCCCAGAAGUACAACUGUGACAAGAUGAUCUGUCGCAAAUGUUAUGCCCGUCUGCACCCCCGUGCCGUCAACUGCCGCAAGAAGAAAUGCGGACACACCAACAACCUUCGCCCCAAGAAGAAGCUGAAGUAAAUUCUUCGGUUGGAUUGGCAUUCUGUGCCAUGUUGUGUUAAAAUAAAUAUGAGAAAAUGACAAA
Messenger RNA from Cyprinodon variegatus (sheepshead minnow), 522 nucleotides. It is a transcript of the gene uba52, whose product is annotated as ubiquitin A-52 residue ribosomal protein fusion product 1. Bases 72 to 458 code for a protein of 128 amino acids. Gene Ontology annotation, molecular function: structural constituent of ribosome; protein tag activity; ubiquitin protein ligase binding. Lineage: Eukaryota; Metazoa; Chordata; Actinopteri; Cyprinodontiformes; Cyprinodontidae. Gene Ontology annotation, cellular component: cytoplasm; nucleus; ribosome. The record is from RefSeq and is a predicted model, not a curated record. Gene Ontology annotation, biological process: modification-dependent protein catabolic process; translation; protein ubiquitination. The transcript has 5 exons.